GGGCCGACUGAUUCACUUUGUUCGACGUUUUGUUAAAUGUAGGGCUAGUUUUUCUGCAGGGUUUUGACGUCUUACACGCAACGCAAACAACAUUGCACGCAACGCAAAAACAUUGCACGCAACGCAAAAUACAUUAUGAAUUUCUAUUUUGAUGGAAAUAAAUGCAUUUAAUUUCGCUGAUUUUAAAAAAUGAAUCACAAGUGAUCCGCCCCUAGGGUGAAUCUCACCUCACUCGAGUCGACUCUCAGAAUAGGGUGAAAAAAGUCACGUAAAGUGAGGUGAGUUUAGUGACCUCACGUCACACGCCGCGCAGAAUAAGGCCGGAAGCCUAUGAUCGUUUAUAUAAGAUGUACGAAAACUGCCUUAAACAUGACGUAUGAGAGAAACAAAAGCACAUGAUGUGAGGAUGGCAUUCUUUCGUCUACUCCAACGAUCAAUGGCAAGGACCUAGGAUUGAUCAAUCUUGCUGCAGCUAAAAGCAUGAAUAUCUGUAGCACUAUCUUAUCACUGAAGGAUGUUCGAAAGCUCAUUUGGACACCCGAAUGGCGAAACUUGCUGAAUACGACGGAUGCAAGCACAACGGAAACCCAGGCAUCUGCCGGGGGUACUCGUACUGCCGAAAUCAGCUGCAGAACCAACGGAUCACGAUUUGCAGUUACAACUCACAGGAGGCUGUCGUAUGCUGUCCGGAAUCCGGCGGCUUUCGUAUCGAUGAUGGUGACGGACAAAGCUCAGGCGCUGUAAACCCCUCCGACGGUGGAACAAAUCAAAACCUCCGGAAAGCGGUUCAGAAGUGCAACGAAUAUCGCAAACUAUCGUACAACCGCAUCGCCGUUAGCACGCUGACCCUAACGCCAACAGUCGUAAGCUUCGAGGUGCCCAAGUGCGACAACAUUGUGAAACUGAUCGUCGGCGGGAAUGUGACGAAACCGGGUGAGUUCCCGCACAUGGCAGCGAUUGGGUGGCGUCGUGGCAACACCGAUUCGUUCGAUUGUGGCGGUUCGCUAAUCAGCGAUCGCUUCGUACUAACGGCAGCUCACUGCUACGUGGAGCUGGACGGCGAAUAUCCAUCGUUUGUGCGAUUGGGUGAUCAGAACCUGAUGCGGCAGGACGAUGGAGCACAUCCGAAGGAUGUGGAUAUCGAGACGUAUACAAGGCAUCCUAACUUCAAGCGGAACCAGGGACAUUACAAUGACAUUGCGCUGAUCAAGCUGGUGGAAACGGUGCGCUUUACGAACUUCAUACGACCUGCCUGCUUGUACGAUCGUGUGCAGACGACGGUGGAACAGGCGAUCGCGACCGGUUUCGGACUGACCGAGGAUCAUGGCGAUAAAUCGGACGAACUGCUGAAGGUCUCGCUGAACAUCUACGACAAUGAGGUUUGCGGCCGCGGGUACGUCAACAGUCGGCAACUUAAGAAGGGCAUCAUGCAAACUCAGAUGUGUGCCGGCAAUGCCCAGGGAGGCAAGGAUACCUGUCAGGGUGAUUCGGGAGGUCCGCUUCAGAUUACCAAACAGGAGAAUCACUGCGUGUUCUACCUCAUCGGGAUAACGUCGUUUGGUCAGACGUGCGGUUCGACGGUGCCGGCUAUCUAUACCAGGGUCGCUGCCUAUCUCGACUGGAUCGAGCCAAUUGUUUGGGGAUAGGCUGGGAGUGGGUGAUGGAAUAAAAGUUUGUGGUGAAAAA
Messenger RNA from Topomyia yanbarensis, 1686 nucleotides. Its product is annotated as serine protease snake-like. The record is from RefSeq and is a predicted model, not a curated record. Gene Ontology annotation, molecular function: serine-type endopeptidase activity. The transcript has 4 exons. Gene Ontology annotation, biological process: proteolysis. The coding region runs from base 543 to 1646 and encodes 367 amino acids. NCBI's taxonomy places the organism in Eukaryota, Metazoa, Arthropoda, Insecta, Diptera, Culicidae.